Molecule: messenger RNA, 1472 nt
Organism: Nelumbo nucifera (sacred lotus)
Lineage: Eukaryota; Viridiplantae; Streptophyta; Magnoliopsida; Proteales; Nelumbonaceae
Product: bidirectional sugar transporter SWEET16-like
Biological process (GO): carbohydrate transport
Cellular component (GO): membrane
Molecular function (GO): sugar transmembrane transporter activity
Source: RefSeq, a predicted model, not a curated record
CCAAUACGCCUUUCCAGUAAACAAUGGAGAGAGAAAAAGAAAUGGGUGGACGGUGGUCCAAACUCGGGAGUCCCGAGUCGAGACGCCACUAACUCGUGGGUAUGAUUGAUUCUGGUUUUGGGAAAGGCAAAAAAGGAAAAAAAAUCAUCCAGCAUUAUAAGAGAGUAUACUUGGUAGCGAAAAGAGCCACUCCUCAUUUGAAAGGUGUAUCGGACCAGCAAUCUCACUCAAUUCUUCUGCUGCUCGCUUCGAGCAUUCAUAUGGCGAGCUUAAGCUUCAUCGUGGGCAUCAUAGGCAACAUAAUCUCCAUACUUGUCUUCACUUCUCCCAUAGGCACGUUCCGGCGAGUGGUGAAGAAGAAAUCAACUGAGAGCUUCAAGGGGCUCCCGUACAUCUGUACUCUGUUGAGCACCUCCUUGUGGUCUUUCUAUGGACUUCUCAAGCCUGGUGGUUUACUCAUCGUCACCGUCAAUGGCACCGGCGCUGUGUUACAGUUCAUAUACGUCACUCUUUUCCUCAUUUAUGCACCCAAGGAUACAAAGGUGAAAUUGAUGAAGCUGGUAGCUCUCUUGAACGUUGGAUGUCUGGGACUUGUGAUCGCUGUGACUCUUCUGGCGAUACAUGGAAGUCUUCGGCUCACUGUGGUGGGGUUCUUAUGCGCAGGGUUAACACUGGGCAUGUAUGCUUCACCACUAGUUGCCAUGAGGAUGGUGAUAAGGACAAAGAGCGUGGAUUACAUGCCUUUCUCACUUUCCUUCUUUCUCUUCCUCAAUGGGGGUGUUUGGUCUGUUUAUGCUGUGCUCGUCAAAGACUUGUUUAUUGGGGUUCCAAACGCAAUCGGUUUCGUAUUGGGAUCGGCUCAGUUGAUACUGUACGCAGUUUACAGGAGGAAAUCGGCGUCCCAAAAAUCAACGGAGGCGAAAGAGGAGGAAGGUUCGGCCCACCUUGUCCGUGGAAACGUGGAGAUGUCUGAAUACGAAGAUAGCAGCGAGUUCAAGACGAAGAAUCGAAGCCUGAACAAAGGAAUGAGCCUCCCCAAGUCGUCUGUGGCUCGGCAGCACAGCUUCACCAAAAUCCUCAAGACGCUUUCUUUGAGUCCAUACAAAUUGCAUCACUCCAGUUUGGCCGACGACGACGAAGACGACGUCGAGAAAGGGACCACCCACAGUCACCAUUGAUCGUCAUCUACUUCUACAGUUCUACUGCAGCGACGUAAAUAAAUCAAACCUAGGAUAAAAGUCCCCCGUACGCAUAACAUACAAUGAAAGAUGUUUGGAUCCGCUAGCUGUACUUUUUUUUUUUUCCUGCAAUGGUCUCCUGAGUGGUUUCAACUUUCAAGUCUAAACUUUUAUGGGAGUGCAGCAGAUCCCGGGUCUAUGUUGUGGGGUGUCAUCAAUUGAAAUGCCUGUUAUUGUGUUUAACGAUUAAAGAGCGCAUUAUCAUUUCUCAGUCCUCAGUCCUUCUUGCCUUUA